GCCAGACGAGCAUUUGAACCAGAUUCAAGCACUUAAGAGGUGCCUGUUGUGGAACUGGGAAAAAAAAAAAAACCCAAAACCACCCUCUUGGUGCUUUACGUUUGAAUCCAUUACAGAGAGCUUGCCGCCAAGCCGCACUGCUGGAUUUUGAACCGAAGCUGUUAUUUACUUAGGGCUCAGGGGGGAGCGUUUUCGCUAGGGACUGACGCCAAACUACUGGAGGAAGCUGGGAUUUACCUGGAUGUGUGGUAAAGAAACUUGUGGUUCCUUUAUGCUGCAGUUCAUCGUAUCCCUGCGCUACCUGUAAAUGGAAUUACAAAAAUCAACCAGUAUGCCCGGGCCGUUGUCCCCAGGAUACGCAGCUCAGGUGCCGUAUAACUAUAACCAGUUAGAAGGACGAUUCAAGCAGUUACAAGAUGAACGUGAGGCAGUUCAGAAGAAGACCUUCACCAAGUGGGUGAAUUCCCACUUGGCCCGUGUGUCCUGCCGGAUUACAGACCUGUACACCGACCUGCGAGAUGGGAGGAUGCUCAUCAAGCUCCUGGAGGUGCUUUCAGGAGAGAGACUUCCUAAACCAACUAAAGGAAGGAUGCGCAUCCAUUGCCUGGAGAACGUGGACAAAGCCCUGCAGUUCCUGAAGGAGCAGCGAGUGCACCUGGAGAACAUGGGAUCUCAUGAUAUUGUGGAUGGGAAUCACAGGCUGACACUUGGCCUCAUUUGGACCAUUAUCCUGAGAUUCCAGAUCCAAGAUAUCAGCGUUGAAACUGAGGACAACAAAGAGAAGAAAUCUGCUAAAGAUGCUCUACUUUUAUGGUGCCAGAUGAAAACAGCUGGGUACCCCAAUGUCAACAUCCACAACUUUACAACAAGCUGGAGGGAUGGGAUGGCGUUCAAUGCACUGAUCCAUAAGCACAGGCCUGAUCUGAUUGAUUUUGACAAGCUGAAGAAAUCAAAUGCACACUACAAUCUGCAGAAUGCUUUUAACCUUGCAGAGCAGCACCUUGGUCUUACCAAGCUCCUGGACCCUGAGGAUAUCAGUGUUGAUCACCCUGAUGAAAAGUCAAUCAUCACCUAUGUGGUGACAUAUUACCACUACUUCUCCAAGAUGAAAGCUUUGGCUGUCGAAGGAAAACGUAUUGGAAAGGUGCUUGACAAUGCCAUUGAAACAGAGAAAAUGAUAGAAAAAUACGAGUCCCUGGCUUCUGACCUGCUGGAGUGGAUUGAGCAAACCAUUAUCAUCCUCAACAAUCGCAAAUUCGCCAACUCCCUGGUUGGGGUGCAGCAGCAGCUGCAGGCGUUCAACACUUACCGCACAGUGGAGAAACCACCCAAAUUUACAGAAAAAGGCAACCUGGAAGUGCUGCUUUUUACCAUCCAAAGCAAAAUGAGAGCCAACAAUCAGAAAGUGUACAUGCCAAGGGAAGGCAAACUCAUCUCUGACAUUAACAAGGCCUGGGAAAGACUGGAAAAAGCUGAACAUGAAAGAGAACUGGCACUGCGAAAUGAGCUCAUCAGACAAGAGAAACUGGAACAACUUGCACGGAGAUUCGAUCGCAAGGCAGCUAUGAGAGAAACUUGGCUGAGUGAAAAUCAACGUCUCGUUUCUCAGGACAAUUUUGGCUUUGACCUCCCAGCAGUGGAGGCUGCCACGAAGAAGCACGAGGCCAUCGAGACGGACAUCGCGGCCUACGAGGAGCGCGUGCAGGCCGUGGUGGCCGUGGCGAAGGAGCUCGAGACCGAAAACUACCACGACAUCAAACGCAUCACUGCAAGGAAGGACAAUGUCAUCCGCCUGUGGGAGUAUCUCCUGGAGCUGCUCCGGGCACGCAGACAGCGCCUCGAGAUGAACCUCGGGCUGCAGAAGAUUUUCCAGGAAAUGCUGUACAUUAUGGACUGGAUGGACGAGAUGAAGGUGCUUUUACUGUCCCAAGACUAUGGCAAACAUUUGUUGGGAGUUGAGGACCUGCUGCAGAAACACGCUCUGGUGGAAGCUGACAUUGCUAUUCAGGCUGAGAGAGUGAGAGGGGUCAAUGCCUCUGCUCAGAAGUUUGCCACUGAUGGAGAAGGUUACAAGCCCUGUGACCCACAGGUGAUCCGGGACCGCGUGGCUCACAUGGAGUUCUGCUACCAGGAGCUCUGCCAGCUGGCGGCCGAGCGCCGCGCGCGCCUCGAGGAGUCCCGGCGCCUCUGGAAAUUCUUCUGGGAAAUGGCUGAAGAGGAGGGCUGGAUCAGGGAGAAGGAGCAGAUCCUGUCAUCUGAUGACUACGGGAAGGACCUAACCAGUGUCGUCCGACUCUUGAGUAAACACAAGGCGUUUGAGGAUGAGAUGAGCGGCCGCAGCGGCCACUUUCAGCAGGCGAUAAAAGAAGGUGAAGACAUGAUCGCGGAAGAGCAUUUUGGGUCUGAGAAGAUCAGAGAAAGAAUUAAGGAUAUCCGGGAGCAGUGGGCUAACCUGGAGCAGUUAUCUGCCAUCAGGAAGAAGCGGCUGGAGGAAGCCUCUCUCCUUCACCAGUUCCAGGCUGAUGCUGACGAUAUCGAUGCGUGGAUGUUGGACAUCCUCAAGAUUGUCUCCAGCAACGAUGUUGGCCAUGAUGAAUAUUCCACUCAGUCCUUGGUCAAGAAGCACAAAGAUGUGGCUGAGGAGAUUGCCAGCUACCGGCCCACCAUCGACUCCCUUCACGAGCAGGCCAAGGCCCUGCCGCAGGAGCACGCGGAGUCUCCGGAUGUGCAAGGCAGGUUGUCCGGAAUCGAGGAGAGGUACAAGGAGGUUGCUGAGCUGACCCGGCUGCGUAAACAGGCCCUGCAGGAUACCCUGGCUCUCUAUAAGAUGUUCAGCGAGGCAGAUGCUUGUGAGCUUUGGAUCGACGAAAAGGAGAAGUGGCUGAAUAAUAUGCAGAUCCCAGAGAAGCUGGAGGACCUGGAAGUGAUCCAGCACAGAUUUGAAAGCUUGGAGCCAGAAAUGAACAACCAGGCAUCCCGUGUGGCUGUGGUGAACCAGAUUGCCAGGCAGCUGAUGCACAGUGGCCACCCUGGGGAGAAGAUCAAAGCACAGCAAGAUAAACUCAACACAAGGUGGAGCCAGUUCAGAGAACUGGUAGAUAGGAAGAAGGAUGCUCUGCUCUCUGCUCUGAGUAUCCAGAACUACCAUCUUGAAUGUAAUGAAACCAAAUCCUGGAUCAGGGAAAAGACCAAAGUGAUUGAGUCCACACAAGACCUGGGUAACGACCUGGCCGGUGUGAUGGCCUUGCAGAGGAAGCUGACGGGCAUGGAACGGGACCUGGUGGCCAUCGAAGCCAAGCUCAGUGACCUGCAGAAGGAGGCAGAGAAGCUGGAAUCAGAGCAUCCUGACCAGGCACAAGCCAUCCUCUCACGGCUUGCAGAGAUCAACGACGUGUGGGAAGAAAUGAAGACCACCCUGAAGAACCGGGAAGAGUCCCUGGGAGAGGCCAGCAAGCUGCAGCAGUUCCUGAGAGAUCUGGAUGACUUCCAGUCCUGGCUCUCCAGAACACAGACUGCAAUUGCCUCCGAAGACAUGCCCAACACCCUGACAGAGGCUGAGAAGCUGCUCACUCAGCACGAGAAUAUCAAGAAUGAAAUCAACAACUACGAGGAAGAUUAUCAGAAGAUGAGGGACAUGGGUGAGAUGGUGACACAAGGACAAACUGACGCUCAGUACAUGUUCCUGCGCCAGCGCCUGCAGGCUUUGGACACCGGAUGGAAUGAGCUUCACAAAAUGUGGGAGAACAGGCAAAAUCUCCUUUCCCAGUCUCAUGCCUACCAGCUGUUCCUCAGAGAUACCAAGCAAGCAGAAGCUUUCCUUAAUAACCAGGAAUAUGUUCUGGCGCACACGGAGAUGCCAACCACCUUGGAAGGAGCAGAAGCUGCUAUUAAAAAGCAGGAGGAUUUUAUGACCACCAUGGAUGCCAAUGAAGAAAAGAUCAAUGCAGUUGUGGAGACUGGCAGGAGGCUCGUUAGUGAUGGGAACAUUAACUCUGAUAAAAUCCAGGAGAAAGUGGACUCAAUUGAUGACAGACAUAGGAAGAACCGUGAAGCAGCCAGCGAACUUUUGAUGAGACUGAAAGAUAACAGGGAUCUCCAAAAGUUUCUUCAGGAUUGCCAAGAGCUCUCCCUCUGGAUCAAUGAGAAGAUGCUCACAGCCCAGGAUAUGUCCUAUGAUGAGGCAAGGAACCUGCACAGCAAGUGGCUGAAGCAUCAGGCAUUCAUGGCAGAGCUUGCAUCCAACAAAGAGUGGCUGGAGAAGAUUGAAAAGGAGGGAAUGCAGCUCAUUGCAGAGAAACCAGAGACUGAGGCCGUGGUGAAGGAGAAGCUGACAGGUCUCCACCAAAUGUGGGACGAGCUUGAAUCCACCACCCAGACCAAGGCUCAGCGUCUCUUCGAUGCAAACAAGGCAGAGCUUUUCACCCAGAGCUGUGCAGACCUGGAUAAGUGGCUGAAUGGUUUGGAGAGCCAAAUCCAGUCGGAUGACUACGGAAAAGACCUCACCAGUGUCAACAUCCUGUUGAAGAAGCAGCAGAUGCUGGAGAAUCAAAUGGAUGUCCGUAAGAAGGAGAUAGAGGAGCUGCAAAGCCAGGCAAGGGCUUUGAGCCAAGAGGGCAAGAGCACAGAUGAAGUCGAUGGCAAACGCCUUACUGUAGAAAAGAAAUUCUUGGAGCUGCUGGAGCCUUUGAAUGAGAGGAAGGCCAACCUGCUGGCCUCCAAAGAGAUCCACCAGUUCAACCGGGAUGUGGAAGAUGAAAUUUUGUGGGUCGGAGAGAGGAUGCCCAUAGCUACAUCUACUGAUCAUGGACACAACCUCCAGACUGUGCAGCUACUAAUAAAGAAAAAUCAGACCCUUCAGAAAGAAAUCCAGGGUCACCAGCCUCGUAUCGAUGACAUUUUUGAGAGGAGUCAGAACAUCAUCACAGAGAGCAGCCCCAAUGCUGAAGUCAUCCAGCAGAGGCUUGCAGAUUUGAAGCAGCUGUGGAACCUCCUCAUCGAGGAGACGGAGAAGCGCCACAAGCGCCUGGAGGAGUCUCACAGGGCUCAGCAGUAUUACUUCGAUGCAGCCGAGGCUGAGGCCUGGAUGAGUGAGCAGGAGCUCUACAUGAUGUCAGAAGAGAAAGCCAAGGAUGAACAGAGUGCAGUGUCCAUGCUGAAGAAACACCAGAUUUUGGAACAAGCAGUAGAAGAUUAUGCUGAAACUGUGCACCAGCUUUCAAAGACCAGCAGAACUUUGGUGGCAGAUAAUCACCCAGAAAGUGAGCGCAUCAGCAUGCGCCAGUCCAAGGUGGACAAGCUCUACGCGGGCCUGAAGGACCUGGCCGAGGAGAGGAGGGGCAAGCUGGACGAGAGGCACCGGCUGUUCCAGCUCAACCGCGAGGUGGAUGACCUGGAGCAGUGGAUUGCCGAGAGGGAGGUGGUGGCAGGGUCCCAUGAGCUGGGCCAGGACUACGAGCACGUCACGAUGCUGCAGGAGCGGUUCCGGGAGUUCGCCAGGGACACCGGGAACAUCGGGCAGGAGCGGGUGGACACCGUCAACCACAUGGCCGACGAGCUCAUCAACUCCGGCCACUCGGACGCCGCCACCAUCGCCGAGUGGAAGGACGGACUCAACGAGGCCUGGGCGGAUCUGCUGGAGCUCAUCGACACAAGAACACAAAUCCUCGCAGCCUCUUAUGAACUGCACAAAUUUUACCACGAUGCCAAGGAGAUCUUGGGGCGAAUCCAAGACAAACACAAGAAACUGCCCGAGGAGCUCGGUAGAGACCAAAACACAGUGGAAACACUACAGAGAAUGCACACGACGUUUGAGCACGAUAUCCAGGCCCUGGGCACCCAGGUGCGACAGCUGCAGGAGGAUGCAGCGCGCCUCCAGGCUGCCUACGCCGGGGACAAGGCUGAUGACAUCCAGAAGAGGGAAAACGAGGUCCUGGAGGCAUGGAAGGCACUGUUGGAUGCCUGUGAGGGCCGCAGGGUGAGGCUGGUGGACACAGGAGACAAAUUCCGCUUCUUCAGCAUGGUUCGGGACCUCAUGCUCUGGAUGGAAGACGUUAUCCGGCAGAUAGAAGCCCAGGAAAAGCCAAGGGAUGUUUCAUCUGUGGAACUGCUCAUGAACAAUCACCAGGGGAUCAAAGCAGAAAUUGAUGCCCGAAAUGACAGCUUCACUACGUGCAUUGAGCUUGGCAAGUCUCUGCUGGCCAGGAAACACUAUGCAUCUGAGGAGAUCAAGGAAAAGCUCCUGCAGCUGACAGAAAAGAGAAAAGAAAUGAUUGACAAAUGGGAAGACAGAUGGGAGUGGCUCAGACUGAUUUUGGAGGUGCACCAGUUCUCCAGAGACGCAAGUGUGGCUGAGGCCUGGCUGCUGGGCCAGGAGCCCUACCUGUCCAGCCGUGAGAUUGGGCAGAGCGUGGACGAGGUGGAGAAGUUGAUCAAGCGGCACGAAGCGUUCGAGAAAUCCGCGGCCACCUGGGACGAGAGGUUUGCAGCGCUGGAGAGACUGACCACGCUGGAGCUGCUGGAAGUGCGUCGGCAGCAAGAGGAGGAGGAGCGGAAGAGGCAGCCGCCCACUCCGGAGCCCAAGGUUGCAGAGGAUGGAGACUCCCAGCAGCAAUGGGAUGGGACAAAAGGAGAACAAGUUUCCCAAAACGGUUUGCCCUCAGACCAGGAAUCUCCACGGGUUAGUUACCGCUCCCAAACCUACCAAAACUACAAAAACUUUAUUAGCAGACGGACAGCCAAUGACCGCUCGUGGUCUGGACUGUGAGCCACAGAAUCACUUGCAGCAACAGAAACCUUUUUUCAGUAUGGUUUACUGGUACUGGUUUAAUCUUUUGGCUUCAGAUUUCCCUGCUGCUUUUCUCUUCCUUCCCAUCAGUUGACUUUUAUUUAAUUAGCAGCCCCUUGGACAUAUAUUUGCUUCACUUUAAUCUUUGUUUAUUUGAAUCUCCUCACUGACACUCAGUUGCUUGAAGGUGACACAUUUAUUUCAUGUUAUUUACUGUGAGUUUUUCAUGUUGCUAAUAGCAUUAAGAUUUUCCAGCGAAAGCCUCCUUUAAAUGAGUAAUUGAGAUGUAAUGAGAUUACAUCCUAAUGAAGAAGAGCUCUAGGACCUGACAGGUAUGACGCAUCGAGUUAUACUAACAGGUCUCAGCACGGCAACUUUAUUAAAUCAGCUGCAUUAGCAAGAGUUAUGUACCAGGCCAAAGAUAAUCCACAUGAGUGAGCUGGGCAGGAAGGGCUGGGAGGGGGGGGAGUGUGACUGUGGACAAAUAAAAGCCUUAAGGUUAGUUUGUAUAACAUUCCAUGCAGAAUGGACUCAUUGACUACAGAGAAAAAUAAACGUGAAAUAAACCAUUCAAAACCAGUAUCUAGAUUUAUCUGGGAGUUUAGUCCUCAUGCAAGGUUGUGAUCUUGCUGUGUUGGGGCCCCAUUUGGCCUCAGUCCUGUCCAGGUGGCACCACAGCAAUUCUAUUUCUGGGCUCCAGAGAGGCAGGGAUGUAAAUGAGAGUAGGGUGUAACCCCUUGGGGAGAGGAUGUGAUGCUUUCCUUUACAAACUAAAUAAAAUACACUGUCCAAGAUCCCAGCUCUUUAUUUUACAUGGGUGCAGAAUGAAUGCUCCAUGCCUUACUUGCUCCUCCUUGACAGGGGUGUCCCAGUGGAGUCAGGAUGCAUGCCAAGAAUCCUCACGUGCAGCCAUGACAAUGCCAGUAAAUGUCCCUGGAGUUAAGGCAACACUGGAGCUGGAUCUGGCUCCCCUCCCUCCCCCUUCCUGCAGAGCCUCCUUGUUUCAGUUAAUGCUCUGAGUGAAAGGACACUUCCCUUUGUUGCUGAGCCUGGCUCUCUGGGGUCACAUUCAGUGCAGGAAAGGCUCCUGGCAGGCUGGGAUCUGUGCAUAUCAGGCAGUGCUGCAGAGCAAACACGAGUCCCAGCCCAGGGCUCUGGCAGGAAAUGCCUUUCAGCACAAACUUGGCUUUAAGAAGCCCAUCCUAGUUAGAUCUGAGUCUGCACACAGACUCUGCCAAUGCUCCCCAGUACACAGCAGUUCCACCUUUCUCUUUCUGGAAAUAAAACCUUUUGGUUCUUCUUUAGCAUUCAGUCCUGAAGUGAGCUGUUGUACAUUCUAAUGUUUAUAAAUUCUCUACAGUUGUGGCAGGGAAUGUGAGGUGAUCUUCAAGCACAUCCCAGAUAAUCAUCUUGUUGGUUAGCACAGCCUUAUACAUCACCUGUUUGCUUCUUUUGAAGUUUUAUUUUAUUGCCAUGCUACAUGAUGCAUUUCUAUGUUCAUCUUUGCCAUCUGCACUUCAGUCUUCCAUGAGAACUUCCAAGCUCAGUUUGUGGAGUCCUGUGUUGCAGUACCUUGGGUGUACAGAGCUGUGUCAGUGAGGCACAAGAUGUGCUGCUGUUGGUCAGAAUUUUGGUUUCUGACAACUGGCUGAGCAGUGCAGCUGGAUUGUUCUGUGUGGGCUGAGCUUGUGAGCUGAGAGCGGUGAUUGAAAGGAUGUGCCUCAGUAACUGUACUUUUGUCUUUCCACUUCAUGAUGCAUGUUUUGUUUUUUUGUUUUUUUCUUUUGUCAGGAUAACAACAUAUAGCUUCUUAAUGCUUUUUAAAAUUCCAUGUGAAUUUAUGGGGAUGCUCUGGUGGCUGCCCUGUGCCUCGAAAGUGUGUCAGUUCCCAGGGCAGGAUAGCUGUAGCUUCAGACUCCACCAUCUGCAGAGCCUUCACAUGUAUUUUGGUGAAAAAAGUAGUCUGUAGAAGGAAUUUAUAGAGAUAGAUUUUUAAAAUUUGUAUUAGUACACUUACAUAAAAAUUCCACUUUUAUGAUGAUGAAGAAAAAGUAAGUCAUUGAUUAAGGUCAUCAUUUCAGGCACUAGAAGAGUAGGAUUUCAUCUAUUUAUUGCAGCCUGUGGGUCUGGCUAAAGGCAUUAGGAAGGUCCUUUUGACAGAACAGCCCAGAGUUUGGCAUCUCUUUGUCUUGUAAGCAGGCAAAUCAUCUGGUUCUUCAGCUGUGGGGCAGAGCCUUGAGUCCAUGAACUGAGCAGAUGUUGCUUCAAGCACUGCGAAUCCAAAGGGGCACCUGUGUCAUUGUCACCACCUGUCUUGUUGCAUGUCCCAGUCCUGCUUUAAAGAGUUCCAGAGUAGCCUGUAGCCACUAAAGCACUUCCAACUAACCCCUCAGGCCCCACUGAGAGAACUGUAUCAUGUACAGAGACCUGUUGUGUUGUAACAGGAGUUUGCUGUUGCUGUUUGUCCUCCGUGGCGUUGUCUCCGCAUGCCCCACGCAUGUUUCCAUUGAAGUGUGUUCAGCUCCCGUUUUCUCUCCGUUUUCAUGACACAUCCUUUGCAGAGCUGUUCAUGAUUUAUUUUGCUUGUUUUCUGUUAAUUGUAGAUAACACGUGAAAGGAAAUAAAACCUGAAAGAGCGUCAGAAAA
Melospiza melodia melodia is the source of this 9430-nucleotide messenger RNA. RefSeq names its product spectrin beta, non-erythrocytic 1 (gene SPTBN1). Gene Ontology annotation, molecular function: structural constituent of cytoskeleton; phospholipid binding; actin filament binding. Gene Ontology annotation, cellular component: cortical actin cytoskeleton; spectrin; cell junction. The record is from RefSeq and is a predicted model, not a curated record. Gene Ontology annotation, biological process: actin cytoskeleton organization; protein localization to plasma membrane. The coding region runs from base 308 to 6763 and encodes 2151 amino acids. The transcript is spliced from 31 exons. NCBI's taxonomy places the organism in Eukaryota, Metazoa, Chordata, Aves, Passeriformes, Passerellidae.